Messenger RNA from Copidosoma floridanum, 384 nucleotides. RefSeq lists its product as uncharacterized. Lineage: Eukaryota; Metazoa; Arthropoda; Insecta; Hymenoptera; Encyrtidae. The record is from RefSeq and is a predicted model, not a curated record.
AUGUUGAUUGAAUUUUGUAAUAAUAGUAAACAUCCAACAAUUGGUAUGAAACCAAAAGAUGUUACUACUGAAAACGAAAUUCAAGUCCUGACAAAAUUUGAAAAAAGAUGCAAACGUAGGAGCAAACCAAAACCAAAAUUCAAAGUUAGUGAUAAAGUACACAUGAGCAAAAUAAAACAAGUAUUUGAAAAAGGGUACGCUCCUAAUUGGUCAACAGAAUUAUUAACUAUCAUUCAUGUAGCAGGAACGAAUACAACUACGUAUCGUCUCAAAGAUUAUCGAGAUCAACCUAUCUCUGAAGGUUUUCAUGAGCAGGAACUGCAAAAAACAAAAAAUCCUGAUAUUUACCUGGUGGAAAAAGUUCUUCGAAGACGUGGACAGUAA